Molecule: messenger RNA, 3589 nt
Organism: Coregonus sp. 'balchen'
Lineage: Eukaryota; Metazoa; Chordata; Actinopteri; Salmoniformes; Salmonidae
Source: the annotation of a GenBank genome assembly
CCUUAACUGGUGUCACAAUCACCAGCCAACAAACCUCAGCUACUCAUGGAGAGAGAGAGAGGCGCCUACAGGUUUCCUACAGUUCUUCCUUUGACAGCAGAAGAUAAUAUAGUUGGAUAGAGAUAUUAUUCAGCAGUAUUACGCAAGGUAAUCAUGCAGUACCAACACAGUACGCCUUCGGCCAUGGGUGUUCCUCUUUACGCGCCGACCCCUAUCCAGCCCGUCCACCCAACUCCUUUCUACAUAGAAGACAUCCUGGGGAGAAAUGAGACCCCGGCCCAGUCUUCAGCGGUGGUCCCCACGCCAACUCUACCGUCUCCGAACUCAUCCUUCACCAGUUUGGUCUCUCCGUACCGGACCCCCAUCUAUGAACCGACACCGAUCCACCCUGCGUUCUCUCACCACGCUGCGCUGACAGCCUCAUAUGCCUCGGGGGCAAAUUCACUGUAUCCAUUCUACCGCUCUAUGGGGGACUAUACCCAUGCCCUGAUCAGGCACGAUCCGCUUGGUGAGUUGAACUCAUAUGAAUCUCUUACUUGUUUGGAUGAUUUUUCUGCUGAAAUUCGUUAAGAUACUUUAAUGUUGACAACUAAUAUAAAUCUGUAAUAACCUAUGUGCAAUGUGGAGAUAAAACGUUUGUGCAUGUACUUGAUUUUGAAACUAGAUUCUCAUUCCCCUGCAUGCUGCAGAUUUCCAUCCUAAAGUGGUAGUAUAUUUUAGAGGUAAGAAUGUAUAAGCAUUGUAUCAUGCUUGAACAUAGUUGAUUACUUCAGGCAUAAUUUGCCUAUACAUCAUUUGCCUAAACACAUAUUAAGUUGUCUGUUUAAUUUGCAAACUGUUAAAGUGUUGUGCCACUUAAGUCAACGCCUUUAGUUUUUUUGUGCAAAAUUCGUUAUUGUUCCAAACAUCUGAUGCAUCCUGCGACUAAACAUGCUCUAAAUCACUUGUUAUUUCAGCAUUAAAGUGUCGCUCUGGGGUGAACUGCUUCUCUGUUCAGCAAGCCUGACCCUUUCCGUUCAUACAGGAAGUCUUGAGCUCUCGAUAGGAGUAAAUCUGCUUUCAGAAGCUGUUGAAUGUUUUCCUGGCGGCCUCGAGCAGCCUCUUCCCCGGGAGUCGUGCACGAUGCUGAUUAUUUUAUCGACAUCCUCAAUACAGACACAUUCAGGAAACACUCGACUUCUGAUAGCCGGGAUCCGUUUGUCUGAUAUUGUUCAUUUCCUCUGCGGUGAAUGUGACUUUAUGGUUGCUAAAAUAAUCAAACUGCAAACAUGAAAUAGGCCUAUGCAGUGACGCAAUUUAACAUCUUUAGGGUGACUUUGAAUUUAUUUGAAUUUCACUAUUUUAUCAAAUGUAUUUGAUUAAUUAAAUAAUUCAAUUUAUGCCUAUAAGAAAAAUCUGGUUUUGAUCAUGGUGCCACAAAACCAAAAUAUUUUUUGGGUAUAAUGAAUCAUAUCACUUUUUAAAAGCGAUUAUAAAUGUUUUUCCUUUUGGAAUAUGUAUAUAUUUUCCAACAUUUUUUAAAGGAUUGAACUAUUGUUAUGGUGAUUAUUAUUGUCUUCUUAUGAAGUUAUGGUUAUAGUUAAAUUAGAUAAGCUGAUUAAAACAUGUUUCGGUUUUAAAUAGCAUCAAUUGCAGUAUGUUGAUGGAAAGGCGGUUAGUAAUGAGAUAAACUGGUGCGAUAAAGCAACAGGAAACACAGGAAGGAUAUUUUGCCAUUGUUUUAGUCUCCACUCAGUUUCAAGUUUCAACUCACGGCCUUCCGUAAAAACGGAGGUUAAACGGAUGCCUGCAAAAACUGACAAGAAAGAUGAAAUAAUUGUAAAUAUUUGCAUAGAAUCAUGUAGGCCUCUGCUGGAGGAGAAACGAAUCAGGUUAACGAAAGCUAUUUUGAUUUAUUUAACUUUUGGGGCUACUUAUAUAAUAUAAUAUAAUAUGCCAUUUAGCAGACGCUUUUAUCCAAAGCGACUUACAGUCAUGUGUGCAUAAAUUUUUACGUAUGGGUGGUCCCGGGGAUCGAACCCACUACCCUGGCGUUACAAGCGCCGUGCUCUACCAAUUGAGCUACAGUAGAUCUAAUAUUAGCAUAUAAUUCUGCCCCAUUUGUAUAAACAUGUUUUUCUAUAUUAAAUCAUUAUUUUUAUUUUUGUCUUCAAAGGUAAACAACUUUUAUGGAGCCCAUUCAUUCAGCGUCCACUGCACAAGAGAAAAGGUGGACAAGUCCGAUUCUCCAACGACCAGACAAUCGAGUUGGAAAAGAAGUUUGAGACCCAGAAAUACCUUUCACCCCCAGAACGAAAACGACUGGCUAAAAUGUUACAACUGAGUGAACGACAGGUCAGCAGCGUGUUUUAUUUGGUUCCACAUCCAGUCGCUAUACAUUUCAGGUUACAUUUACAUUUUACAUUUACGUCAUUUAGCAGACGCUCUUAUCCAGAGCGACUUGGUGCAUUCACACUUUGGUUACUUUGGUAAUCAGUUGGGUUUCAUCCGUUUAAUCUGUAUCAUCAAUUACAUAUUUUUUAAAGACAUUUCGUUCAACUGAUUUUCACAUAGGCCUAUAGUCUAAGGUAAAUUAUCUGACACAGAAUCCAGUAGCCUAACAUUAAAAAAAUAUAUCGUUGACGUUGUUUUCCAGGUGAAGACAUGGUUCCAAAAUCGAAGAGCCAAGUGGAGGCGACUGAAGCAGGUAUGAAUAAAUGAGUACUGGGUUUAAUGUACUUUUCGAUUAAAGUUGCCAAAGUAAAGGCUAUUUAUAUCUAAUUUCAAGCUAAAAAAAUGACAUUUAUUAUAGGUUUAGUGCUUGAGUAGCCUGUGCGUAAAAGUCAUGCGCAAUAGCAAUGGCAUACCCAAUGUGAAAUAUAUAUUGUGGCUGAUUGGUUACCGUUGUUGUUAUUUCCCCAGGAGAACCCUACCGGCAGUAAGAGAGAUCUGGAGGACGAGAGCACCGGGAGAAACUGCGAGGAGGGACCGGAGUCAGGCGUGAGCCUCAGCCCGGGCCGGGACCAGAGAUGUCGGCCUACAGAAAUGACCCAUCGUUUGCAGUGUUCCACGUCGCCUCUAUCACAAGGAGAAAUAGAGUCAGACAUUUCAGAUGAUACAGACCAAGAGCUGGACAUAGAGGACGACAUGGGGUUUCCACUGAAUCCACCGAUAUGAGAACAUCAGAUCACAGUUUACAGGUCAAUCUAGAUGUUAUCCCACUGGGUGACUGACGGCCGGGAAGAGGACCAAUAGCCCGACUCCAAACAUUGUUGUAGCAUCUUUCUGGGACAUAGAUUUGUUUUGUAUGUAAUUACCUGUAUAUUUUGUGAUGUUGUUUUGAUGUCAUUAUGAGUUAAAAAUAAAUAUUAAUUGAGCAUUAAAUUAGCAUAAUACAAUUAGCGGAAAUACAUUAGCAUAAUACAAAAGUCCUGAUCAAAAUCCAUCUGUUUAAGCGAGAGAGAGAGUAUCUGUGGUGGAAGGUGUCCGAGCUACAGCAGUGUGUGUCAGACCAGGAGACAUCCAGAAAAUUGUCUUCUCACGAAAACGUCUCUAGCGUCGGAACGUUUUGGCCUACAAACUACGAGUCGGUUGUUUUGCUCUAGGACGC